AUGAUCGACAUGCUGGAGAAGGCUUCCUCAGAUCUUACCGAGGCCAUUACCAGUGGAGCAUAUCACCAUUUAUGUCAUCAACAGAUAGGAGAGUUCUUGGCACCCCCCGCUUCUUGCCUUCUUGACCACAUCAGACUGAAGCAAGAGGAACCAUUGGCUUCGAAAUUAAAAGAAGACAUCUCAGAUCAGGAAAAGGAGAAGCAGUGGCAUGCAGUGGAACUAGGGUAUGUCGACUCAGGAGAGCUCUUUAAAGAGGCUAUGCUUAUGCCAUUGGUCGAGCGUGGGAAGGAGCUCGGUGUCAUGGUAAGGGUGGACGCAGCAGAAGUGCCUAUACUGGCUGAAGUGGACGAUGUCUAUGAGCAGUGGAUGGUGGAGGAGGCCGAAGUGUGUGCAAGGGCCGAGCAGGACGUCCAGAUGGGGGAUGAGAAUGCGCAGGAGACCAGAGGGCUGGGUGCAAGUGUCGCAGUGCCUGCAGCGACAGAGAAGAUGUCGCAUGUAGAGGUGGUGUCCCAUCUGGUGUGGAAGCAAUCGCAGCAGACUGUCGCAGAGAGCAAAGAUGAGGAUGAGCCCAAGAUCAUCGUUCCUCCUGGCUCGAUCCUCCACAAGGUCCCAUGCACAUGGUGCAUGGUGAAGAAGACAGCCUGCAUCAGACCCAUUGGGCAGACGUGCGACGGCUGUACGCGAAUGAAGCAGGGGUGUGAGAAGUUGAUGAAGGCCAUGGGAAAGAAGGCGCAGGCAGGCACAUCGGUCACACAGGCCUCGAAGACUGCAAAGGCAAGCUUGUCCAAGAGAGUUGUAGACGAUGAUGACGAUGAUGACGAAGUCAAGGUGGUCGAAAGCCACAUGCGUGCGAAGGGGAAAGCACCAGUGUGUAGCCAGCUCGAUGCCAAGGUCGCAGUCGCUGAGGCUGCUUCGUGCUGA
This is a messenger RNA of Pisolithus orientalis, 921 nucleotides long. RefSeq lists its product as uncharacterized. The record is from RefSeq and is a predicted model, not a curated record. Bases 1 to 921 code for a protein of 306 amino acids. NCBI's taxonomy places the organism in Eukaryota, Fungi, Basidiomycota, Agaricomycetes, Boletales, Pisolithaceae. The transcript has 4 exons.